Molecule: messenger RNA, 1095 nt
Organism: Fopius arisanus
Lineage: Eukaryota; Metazoa; Arthropoda; Insecta; Hymenoptera; Braconidae
Exons: 3
Coding region: 345-977 (210 amino acids)
Source: RefSeq, a predicted model, not a curated record
CCUUCAGUAUAAUUCGCUCUCGUUCAGUUGCCUCACCACCGGGUGUCAAUGAAAUUGUAGUGUAAGUUAUUACUGAUUAGCAAUACAUACACUGUACACUGGAUAAGGUGUUUUUAAGAAUUGGCCAUUUGAAUUUGUGAAAAGUUGCAAACGACCUUGCUCUUUUCGCUGAAAAUAUCCGACUACGUCAUCAGGAACAUUCAUUGAAAUGCUGACAUGAGGAUAAAUUGCUCCAUCGCUAAUAAUGAUAAUAAAGUACAAGACUUGAACAUUUAACUCAUAAAAAUCAUCAAUAAAAAGCAAAAAUCAUCCAUUGGAAAACGAGUAAGCUAUGAACCUAUGUAAUGGUAAAUCCGCAGAGCCCGGAGCUGAGCAACAUUGAUGCUGAUCGUGUCUGGGAAAGGAACAACAAUGCGAAAAAUCAAAUAGAUAAGUUAAGCUACACUAACCCAAUAACGAAAAAUAGUGAUUGUGAAAUUAGCAAAAUCAGUGACACUGCCACCAGUCAAUCACCCAUAGUCUCCUAUAAAGACGAUGGUAGCCAUGGUGUACCAUCUGCGCAGUGUAGUGACGUAGAAAAUGACGUUGAUUCUGUACAAAUUGAUGAUUGCGAGGAGUUGGGCGGAUGGAUGACGAAUUUACCAGUAUCAAGUGUUGAACAUGAAACAAGUAAUGGACAAGUAUUGCCGAGUCUCGAUAAAACUACGUUCGGUCAAGUUUGUAUUAGUAGCUCCAAUCAUGUGAGAGUGGGUAAUACAACGCUCUACAAGGGGCCCGUUACAAUAAAGCAAUUUGUUUAUGCCAACUCCGCAUCACCGGAAAGUGGUGAAUUGAGAAAUGGCAAACGCUUGUCUGAUGUUAAUUGUAAUGAAGGGAGCAAUGUCACCAAUAGUACAACUCCAAUAUUUCCACCGAGUCGCGAAUACGAUAAAGAUCGAAAAUUUACUUGGUCUGGGGUGAGGAUACUGAAAGCAUAAUGUCGUUGGAUGUUCUAAAAUCUUGUGUGAUAAAAUGGUUGUGGACGUGGAGAUGUGCUGCCCUUCUAAGUGUCUUGGCACUCAUUCUUGUGACAGUUAUCGUUGUAGUAUCUGUAAU